AUGGUAGAUCAUCGUCACAUCCUUGACAUACCAACGGGUGGUACCUUCAACAUUUCAGAACAAAGAAACGGGAAAAAUAUUCCCACCAUUGGAGGCCUAUUCAAGCUUUACGUUUCACUAUUCACAGGAUGGUGUCACGACAAGAAGAGACCAUCCCCAACCAAAGCUAACACACAGCACAACAUUGAAGCCAUUGACAUAUCUGACGAGGAUCUCGACACACAACAGGAGGACAACAUGAAUGGAGUCCACAGCUUUAGAUACAAUAAUCCUGAUGGAAGCAAGCACAAAAGCAUGGAUAAUUGCUUUCCAUCCAUACCUUCACCUCUAUCAAGAUGUGGGAGCCGAAGGAGUCCUACACCGACACCAUCAUCAUUUAGAAGUUUGAGCCGGAGAAGCACCAAUUCCAAUGGCUUCCCUCCCUCCCUCUCGAGAAACGCCAGCCGGAGGAGCACCACUCCUAUCAUGUUUUCGAACUCAACUGGCCGGAUGCUGAAACCUCCACCCAUCGAAAGAAAACUUGAGUGCACCCUUGAAGAGUUGUGCUUUGGAUGCAUGAAGAAGAUCAAGAUUACAAGAGAUGUGCUUACUAACACGGGGGAAGUGAUUCAAGAAGAGGAGUUGCUAACAAUAAAAGUGAAGCCAGGAUGGAAAAAAGGGACAAAGAUUACUUUUGAAGGUAUGGGAAAUGAGAGGCCUGGUUCACUCCCAGCAGAUGUAAUCUUCAUAAUUGGCGAAAAACGACACCAUUUAUUCAGAAGGGAAGGGGAUGAUUUGGAGGUUGUAGUGAGAAUCCCUCUAAUUAAGGCCCUCGCCGGUUGUGACAUCUCGAUCCCUCUCCUUGGCGGCGAGAAAAUGAGCUUGAAAAUCGACGAUAUCAUCCACCCAGGCUACCUAAAGAUCAUUGAAGGUGAAGGCAUGCCAUGUCCGAAAGAGCAAAGAAAGCGUGGAGACCUGAAAGUUGUAUUCUUGGUUGAUUUUCCAACAACAUUGACAGACCAACAGCGUUCAGAUGUUGUUAGUAUUCUGCAGGAUUCUGUUGAAUAACAAGUCUGGUUGGGUUUUUUUUUUUUUUUUUUUUUUUUUUUUUUUUUUUUUUUUUUUCCUUUGUAUUGGGUAGGAAUCAGACACUAGAUUUUGUUUUGUUUGAAAGCUCUUAAGUUUAGGAAUUAUUAUCAUCUGAUUUAUGAACAAUUAAAAUCCGACUAUUCACUAAAAAAUAUCAAUGCAACUCAUCAUAUAUAGGGUGCGUUUGGUAAAGAGUAUGACUGAUAGAGUAUACGUUAGAGUAUACUCUAUAGAUAUAUGUUAGAGUAUACGUUAGGGAACGUGCCGAUGAAGUGUUUGGUGAAACUAUAAAAUACACUCAUUAGAGCUAG
Molecule: messenger RNA, 1379 nt
Organism: Tripterygium wilfordii
Lineage: Eukaryota; Viridiplantae; Streptophyta; Magnoliopsida; Celastrales; Celastraceae
Product: dnaJ homolog subfamily B member 13-like
Exons: 3
Coding region: 1-1047 (348 amino acids)
Cellular component (GO): cytosol
Molecular function (GO): protein-folding chaperone binding
Source: RefSeq, a predicted model, not a curated record